AUGGCUAGUUCGAAUUUCUCUGAGCAAACACUUACAUUGGACAACAUGUGCUGGGGAUAUGAACUGGCCAUUCUCUUCGAACAAGAUCGUUUGAUGAAGUUCUGUGAACAGAAAAUCAGCGAGAACCCGAAAGAAAUAUUCAAGUCGAAUGGCUUUCUGACAUGUGGAUCAAAUGUCUUGGCUCGCAUCCUACAGUUGGAAUCACUGAACUGUGAUGAAUCGGUGGUGUUCGAUGGAUGUGUGGCAUGGGCUAAAGCUGCCUGCAUUCAGAAGGGAUUGGACGAAACGAAUAUGCAGAAUCUACGCAAUCAGUUGGGUGACCUGUUCUACGAGAUCCGUUUUGGCGAUAUGACGGCCGAAAAAUUCUUCAUGCGUUAUCGUGCAUAUGAAAAAAUGUUUUCAACAGAGGAGUGCAAAGAUAUCUUCGGAAUGAUCGCAUCAAUGGAUUAUCAACCACCGAAAUUCAAUCGGAAUGCACGCAUGGCG
This is a messenger RNA of Sitodiplosis mosellana (orange wheat blossom midge), 486 nucleotides long. RefSeq names its product BTB/POZ domain-containing protein 6-A-like. Gene Ontology annotation, cellular component: cytosol. The record is from RefSeq and is a predicted model, not a curated record. The annotation marks the transcript as partial. Gene Ontology annotation, biological process: neurogenesis. NCBI's taxonomy places the organism in Eukaryota, Metazoa, Arthropoda, Insecta, Diptera, Cecidomyiidae. The transcript has a single exon.